CUUGUCAUUCUCCUCCCUGUUUUUACAUCUUAGCCGCGGGGCACACAGAGAGCGCAGUAACUAUGGCUGUUGCUCCUCUUUCUUUCUAAACUCCAACCAUCUCUCUCUCUCUCUCUCUCUCUCUCUCUCUCUAAAUCUUAAACCCUAGAAAAGCCUCUCUCUCUCAAUCUCUCUAUUUCUGUGCAGAGUUGCCAACACUAGAGAGAGAGAAAGGGCUUUUGGUUUCAGAUCGCGUUGAUAUCUCAGCUCAGCUCGCUCGCCGAUCUACGCCGUCUCGCCCGAGUUCGCUCAAUGGGCGGCUCGGACUAUUGAAAUGCUGGCUGCUGCUCUCCGCGAUUUCGAUGUUAAUCGCCCAAAAUGUCCGCUUCUUUAGCUGCUUUUGAGCGCCCCCUUCGACCUGCUGCUUCUAACACGAUUUUGGUUUUCGUUAAAUCACGGGUGGUGGAAUGUUCGUCGCAAGUGUUGUGAAAUUCGAUUGCAUUAGAUUGAUUUUGUUUCCAUGUUCUGUUCUGAUUGCUGGAGCAAAGUGUACAAGAAAGGAAAUUAAAAGGUGUUCAAGAGUGGCCCACUUUUCAUAUCUUCUAAAGAAAUGUUGUUUCUUAAAUGCUUUCUUCUGGCGGGAAAUUCUGAUGCCAUCUCCAGAGUCUUCAGAAUGUAAUGCACUCUAUCGACCGUGCAACCUGAAUGUAAUGUUACGCCUGGUUCAAAAUCUUGUUCGAAGAAGCUCACCUACAACCCCUGCACUCUCACCCUCACCCCCCUAUCUCGAUUUUUCAGUGCAUUUGUUGCUCCAGAACACUUGCUUGCAACGUUAUUUCUCUGGGGGGUCAAAGGCGUCGGCGUCACGCCCUAGUCUCUCCAUAUGGAGGCGCAAGAAAGAGAUGGGGAAGGAAGGUCUCAUGGUGGCUAAGGAGCUCAAGAGGCUCCGCUCUCAGCCUCUCCGCCUUGACCACUUCAUUCGCUCCCAUGUCUCCCGCUUGCUCAAGUCCGAUCUCCUCGCUGUUCUCGCCGAGUUCCAGAGACAAGACCAGGUCUUUCUCUCUAUCAAGAUAUAUGAUGUGGUUCGUAAAGAGAUUUGGUAUAGACCGGACAUGUUCUUUUAUAGGGACAUGCUUAUGAUGCUUGCAAGAAACAAAAAGGUGGAUGAAGCAAAGAAGGUUUGGGGAGAUCUGAAGAGAGAGGAAGUUUUAUUUGAUCAGCAUACUUUCGGGGACAUCAUGAGGGCUUUCCUAGAUAGUGGUUUGCCCUUGGAGGCAAUGGAGAUAUAUGGUGAAAUGAGACAAUCACCUGAUCCUCCAAUCUCAUUGCCGUUUAGGGUAAUAUUGAAGGGCCUCCUCCCGUACCCAGAACUGAGGGAGAAGGUGAAAGAUGACUUCUUGGAGCUAUUUCCUGAUAUGAUCGUCUAUGACCCACCUGAAGACUUAUUUGAAGACAAAGAAUGGAAAAGAGAGAGUGAAGAUGAUGACUAAUAGUGCUGCAAGGCAUGAUGCAAUCCGUUGUGUGUGGUGUUUAAGUAGGUCUUUUACUAGUAGAUGGUUGAUCUGCUGCAUGCUACAACAAUUAAUCCAGCACUUAAGUUUGUGUUGCAACGAGUAAGUAACCCUGAUUCUAUUAACAAAGUAUUGUCUUGUAAAUGCUUUUGGGAAGUCUUAUUCAAAUAGUUAGGCAGACUUAGGUAUGCGAUCCUAGUUUUGGUUUUAGUUAUCGUUCUCAUGUUUGGGUUGAAACAAUUUUUGUUUCCGAGUUUCAAAUUACUACUAUCCUACUGCCCUACCUAUGCCCCAAAUGUCUUAUGUAAAUGAAAUAAUUUUCCGUUGGCGGGCUUUCAUCGCCAUUUAGGGUUUUGAUGCCAAAAAAUGGACCAACUCCGUUGGUGAAAACACUAGAUUAUUCAUUCCAAUUCAAAUGAGGUCAUGAAAGA
Malus domestica (apple) is the source of this 1921-nucleotide messenger RNA. The record is from RefSeq and is a predicted model, not a curated record. NCBI's taxonomy places the organism in Eukaryota, Viridiplantae, Streptophyta, Magnoliopsida, Rosales, Rosaceae.